AUGGGACUGUCCAGGGACCUCAACGGACUGCUGGUCAUCCCGCAGGACAGUCCUGGGGACAGCCUCACUGCGUACCUGCAAGGCUACUGGUGUCUACUGGAGACCCCGAGAGCUGCGCGCCUUCUGGGGUUGGAUGUCGGCCUGGCAGCUCUGGGCAGCAGCUGCGUCACCCUGCACAUGAAGAACGGCCACGCAGCAGACGUGACACAGGAACACCUUCCAAGUUUCAUUGCUGAUGGCUCACUGGGCAUUCCCACGCCUACCCAAUGCUCCAUGGCUCGCUUCUGGUUCGAGCAAGGGCGGAGGGACAAACGCGCCAGGCAGACAGAGCUUAAGAGAGAAGUUUUAUUAGAAAAGGGAGGGAGGCGCCGGCCUCCGGGUCUGAGAAGAGCGGGAGGAGGUGGCAGCCUCGGGAAGACGUCUCGAUCCGGCUCGACCUCCGGCUCGGGCUCGCGCACUAGCACAGGCUCAAGCAGCGGCUCUAGCUCCUCCUCUGCACCCGGCCGCUCAGGGGGCUCCAGCACCUCCCGAAGCUCCAGUUUCUGGCAGCUCUUCCGGCUCCCCAAGCCCUUCUCGGCGCGCAGACGUGACAUCAGGAGGCGUUCCCGCUCCAAAUCCAAACCACCCAAAAGAGAUGAAAAGGAGAGGAAAAGGCGGAGCCCUUCACCCAAACCCACCAAAGUGCUCAUUGGGAGGCUUUCCAGCAAUGCGACCAAGGAUCAUAUCCUGGAAAUGUUUCCUACUUACGGGAAAAUUAAAAUGAUUGACAUGCCCGUGGGAAGGAUGCAUCCCCUUCUAUCCAAAGGCUACGCAUAUGCGGCGUUUGAGGACCCAGAAGAAGCAGAGAAGGCACUGAAACCCAUGGAUGGAGGACAAACCGAUGACCCAGAGAUCACCGCUGCUGCUGGGUUGGCACCCUGGCCCCCGCCACCCCCUCGGGGAUUCGGCCCACCCAGGAGAAUGCUUCCGCGGCCUCCCAGGUGGCGCAGGUCGCCCCCACGGAUGAGGAGGAGGUCUCCAUCCCCAAGGCGCAGGUCCCCUGUGCGUAGGAAGUCUGGCUCUCCCCGCCACCGCCGCCACUGGAGCCGCUCCAGCUCUAACUCCUCCGGAUAAGCAGGGACAUCGGCUCGUAGCUCGGUAACUUACGUUCCCCCAGCUCAGUUUUGUCCUUUCUCUAGCCAAAUGCGGAUCCGUCGGGAAGGAUCCCCUACCAGGGUGGUCUGUGAAGAGAGCAGCAGUUGAGAUAUUUCCUCGUCAGGAGGAUUCUGGCUGCAGAGGUACCUCUGUUGAUUCGGGACUGCGUCCAUAGAGGUACCCCUAGUUUUCCGGCUAGAAAGUUCGCCGCUUCCGGUCCUUGAAAGUACAGCUGGCCGCAGAGACAGCUGCCACAAGCAAAGGCAUCACACCGUUUUCCACAGACGACCGAGGACCAGGCAGACGACCUGGUCACCGCCUUGCGUGGCUGUGCCACAUCUGCAGACAGGGGACCAAGCGGCUGUGCUGUCAGGUGUCACCGUGUCUCUAUCCCCUGUCCCCACGUCCCCGUUACUCUCUGAAGUCGGUGAGCCAGUUAGUUCUACCGGGGCCUGGUGGAACCCGCCCCCCCCAUUAUCACCUACCCCCCCCAUUAUCACCUACCCUCCGUGAUGAUGUUGCAGUUAACCUGGGCAACGUACACACUGCCCCAUUUUUGCUUUUGUUGUUACUUUUUUUUUUUUUUUUUUU
This is a messenger RNA of Mesocricetus auratus (golden hamster), 1725 nucleotides long. It is a transcript of the gene Ly6g5c, whose product is annotated as lymphocyte antigen 6 family member G5C. NCBI's taxonomy places the organism in Eukaryota, Metazoa, Chordata, Mammalia, Rodentia, Cricetidae. Gene Ontology annotation, cellular component: cytoplasm; nucleoplasm; ASAP complex. Gene Ontology annotation, biological process: mRNA splicing, via spliceosome. The record is from RefSeq and is a predicted model, not a curated record. Gene Ontology annotation, molecular function: RNA binding.